AUGAAGGCCUUCGAGUCGUUGCGGUCCUUCCAGCAGCAGCAGGGUCCGACUGCCAUCCCCGAGGAGCCGCUCCAGAGACCAAAGAAAGAACUUUCAACCACCAAGAAAGAUCGGGUGAAUCAUUGCCUAACAAUAUGUGAAAACAUAGUUGCUCAGUCUUUAAGAAAUUCUCCAGAAUUUCAGAAACUGCUGGGGAUUGCCAUGGAACUCUUCCUACUCUGCAGUGAGGAUGCGGAAUCUGAUGUCCGGAUGGUUGCUGAUGAAUGCCUUAAUAAAGUUAUCAAAGCUUUGAUGGAUUCCAAUCUUCCUAGGUUACAGUUAGAACUGUACAAAGAGAUUAAAAAGAACGGUGCUUCCAGAAGUCUACGUGCUGCCCUCUGGAGAUUUGCUGAGCUUGCCCAUCUAGUUCGGCCUCAAAAGUGCAGGCCGUACUUAGUGAACCUUUUGCCCUGUUUAACACGAAUAAGUAAGAGACCCGAAGAAUCAGUACAAGAGACGCUAGCUGCGGCAAUACCAAAAAUCAUGGCAGCGUUUGGCAAUUUUGCAAACGACAAUGAGAUUAAGGUUUUAUUGAAGGCUUUCAUAGCUAAUCUUAAAUCCAGUUCCCCUACUAUCCGUCGGACAGCAGCAGGAUCAGCAGUAAGCAUCUGUCAACACUCGCGAAGAAUGCAGUAUUUUUAUGCCUGGUUAUUGAAUGUACUUUUAGGGUUGUUGGUUCCUGUAGAAGAUGAUCGUCCUACUCUCUUAAUUCUGGGUGUUUUACUUACACUAAGGUAUCUCAUACCUUUAUUGCAACAACAAGUAAAGGAUACCAGCCUGAAAGGCAGUUUUGGUGUAACAAGAAAAGAAACAGAGAUUUCGCCUUCACCAGAACAACUUAUACAGGUUUAUGAAUUGACUCUGCAUUACACCCAGCAUCAGGACCAUAAUGUUGUGACUGGAGCUUUAGAAUUAUUACAACAGCUUUUUAGAACGCCACCGCCUGAGCUUCUCCAUGCCCUGACCGCUUCAGGGGGCAUUGCACAGGUCAGUGUAUCCAGAGAUGAAUCUGCCAGCAGGAGCCGCAGUGGGAGCAUAGCGGAACUUAUAGGUAAAAUACUUCUUGGUGAAGAAGAAGGUUUAGAGGAUGAUUCUGAAACCCGAUCAGAUGUCAGCGCUGCAUCGUUUGCAGCUUCUGUGAAGGGCGAGAUAACCAGUGAACUAGCUUCUUCAUCAGGUGUGUCAACAGCUGGGUCAGUAGGGAGUUCAGCUGCUGAUCCUACUGGACAUGAUAUCAUUACUGAGCAGCCACGUUCUCAACAUACGUUGCAGUCAGACUCUGUAGACCUGACAAGCUGUGAUUUGGCAAGUACAGCUACUGAAGGGGAAGAAGACGAUGUGCUCAGUCGAAGUUCCAGCCAGAUCAGUGCUGUCCAGUCAGACCCUGCUAUGGACUUGAAUGAUGGUACACAGGCUUCCUCACCAAUUAGUGAUAGCUCUCAAACUACUACAGAAGGCCCAGACUCUGCUGUAACCCCUUCGGACAGUUCUGAAAUUGUUUUGGAGGGUACCGAAGGACAGUAUUCUGGAAUGCAAAUUGGGCAGCUGCAGGAUGAGGAGGAUGAGGCUGCAAAUAUUCUCCAAGAUGAUUCAUCAGAGUCUUUUAGAAAUUCUUCUGUUGCUCUUCAGCAGCCUCACCUGUUGAAAACCAUGAGCCAUAGCAGGCAGCCUUCUGAUAGCAGCGUAGAUAGAUUUGCAUCAAAAGAAGAUGCAGCAGAUCCUGGUGAUCAUGAAAAUAAGCCCUCCAGGGUAAAGGGAGACAUAGGUCACUAUACCGAUGGAAAUUCUGCUCCUUUAGUGCACUGUGUUCGACUUCUGUCAGCCUCUUUUCUGCUUACUGGAGAGAAAGGAGCUUUAGUUCCUGAUAGAGAAGUGAGAGUCAGUGUAAAAGCCCUGGCAGUGAGUUGUGUUGGAGCAGCUGUUGCGCUUCACCCAGAGUCUUUCUUCAGCAAACUGUACAAAACACCCCUUGAAGCAAUGGGAGAAGAGUAUGAGGAGCAGUAUGUAUCAGAUGUUCUGAACUACAUUGACCAUGGAGAUCCCCAGAUUAGAGGAGCUACUGCUAUUCUGUGUGGAACAAUUGUCAACUCCAUUCUAAUUAAGUCCCGCUUUGAUGUGGAAAAAUGGCUAAUAAAUGUCAGAAGCUCAACAGGAAAUCUCUUUUCGUUGGUAGAUUGCAUACCUCUGUUACAGAAAACGCUGAAAGAUGAGUCCUCUGUUACAUGCAAACUGGCUUGUACAGCUGUGAGGCAUUGCAUCAUGAGCUUAUGUAGUAGCAGUUACAGUGAAUUAGGUUUACAAUUAAUUGUUGACCUCCUUACGCUGAAGAAUAGCUCAUAUUGGCUGGUAAGAACGGAACUUCUGGAAACACUUGCAGAGGUAGAUUUUCGGCUAGUCAGCUUCUUGGAAGGAAGAACUGAGAGCUUGCACAGAGGUAUUCAUCAUUAUACUGGUCUACUGAAACUUCAGGAGAGAGUACUUAAUAAUGUUGUAAUAUGUCUGCUUGGAGAUGAAGAUCCAAGAGUAAGACAUGUAGCUGCAGCUUCAUUAAUGAGGCUUGUUCCAAAGCUAUUUUAUAACUGCGAUCAAGGACAGGCUGAUCCAGUUGUGGCAGCGGCAAGAGACCAAAGCAGUGUCUACCUGAAACUACUAAUGCAUGAAACACAGCCUCCAUCUCACUUUGCAGUGAGCACUAUCACCAGAACAUAUAGAGGUUACAAUAUGCUGCAAAGUCCAACAGAUGUCACUAUGGAAAACAAUCUCUCAAGGGUUAUUGCAGCAGUUUCCCAUGCAUUGACAAUAUCCACUACAAGAGCACUUACGGAGGAGCUGGAGCUCUGUGCCCAGUCAGAAAGUUACGAUAUCAUGGGAAUAACUGAAACAUGGUGGGACAAAUCACUUGACCGGAGGAUCGUGGUGGAUGGCUAUAGGGUGUUUUGUAAAGACAGGCACGGAAGAAGAGCUGAAGGAAUCAUGCUCUAUCUUAAGGAGCAUCUUGAAGUCAGCUAUGACAAUUGUGGAAGCCCUGUUUCAAUGCCUAUGGGUCAAGGAGACGACAGCGCUGACAAGGCAGAGGUUCUCAAUGCUUUCUUCAGCUCUGUCUUUAUCACCAGUGUUGGGCCCCAGGCCUUGGGAACAAAAGUCCAGGUGGAUGCGAACACAGACGCACUGUCAGUGAAGGAAGAGUUG
Leptosomus discolor (cuckoo roller) is the source of this 3228-nucleotide messenger RNA. The record is from RefSeq and is a predicted model, not a curated record. NCBI's taxonomy places the organism in Eukaryota, Metazoa, Chordata, Aves, Leptosomiformes, Leptosomidae.